This is a messenger RNA of Penicillium coprophilum, 1296 nucleotides long. RefSeq lists its product as uncharacterized. The transcript is spliced from 4 exons. The coding region runs from base 1 to 1296 and encodes 431 amino acids. The record is from RefSeq and is a predicted model, not a curated record. Lineage: Eukaryota; Fungi; Ascomycota; Eurotiomycetes; Eurotiales; Aspergillaceae.
AUGAGUUCAGAAGCAGAUACCUCGUCUGGUGUUCGUCCAACCGACGACAAGGGCAAGAGAAAACGGCCCGAGUCACCCUCUCAAGACCUAACGUCUAGAAAGUCAACGGAUAGGAAGAUCCCUCAGAGGCAGUCAUCGAGGGUCAAUUCAAUCAAGGCACCAUGGUUCACCGAGAAUAGUGCAGAAAGUCAUACAGAUCGCACACUCGAUAACCUUGGCAAUUUCAGGAAGUUCUUACGUGACUCCCGUGAUGAGGCAGAGCUUGCUGUAUAUCUUGGACUUCAGCACAAACACGACCUCAGGCAUUUUGCAUUAUCCUGGCCUGCACCGCAUAAGCAGACAGCGUCACUGAAAGUUGAGAUAAGUCAUCUCAUCCAGGAUGGCAAAGAAUUAUCCUGUAUCGAAGACCCAUACGAGAUUUGGCCCCAACGCCCCCGGGAGUCAGAAGAACACACCUCUUUGAGAAUGACACACAUCAUGGCAUGGCAUCUAGUCCAAAUGUCCAAGGACAUAGAGGAGUACAUUAUGUCUAGCGAUCUGCAUAAUUACCACCGCACAAGAAGAUAUCGCGGUGAACUAAGCGCGAUGCUAGAGCUCGAUAUCUCGCUGGACAAUGUGUCACAUCCUCGUCCUCGCCUGACGUCUUGGAGAAACGAUCCAAAUGAAAGAUUUGAUCGAUGCUGGACAAUCUUGAGAUAUAUAUCAUGGAUCCCCUACAUGAAGUCAUGGGAGAAGGUACUGGGAUUCUUCGUCUCAUCAACAAACAAGGCUGCCAUAUACGACAGCAGCAUGCCGACAAGAACGAUACCCAGGCCCAACCAUGUUAGAUUAGCUCAGCAAUGCUCCUCUGUAUUUCCAGAGGAAAUUACCAAUGCCCUUGCCCCGAUUCAGGUGAAGGUCACCUGGGACAGGAACCGAAACACACUUGGGAACAUGAAUCUGUGUCGUGUUCUCACAGGAAUUGCACAUGCCGGGAAAUUGCUUCCUCCAGCGGAGCAGACGAUGACACAAGACCCUCGACUAUGCAGAACGGGUGCAUCAUUCCGGGACAUCAUUCGACAUAUGAUGUCUUGUGGAGGUUAUGGAUUGAACUUGUAUGAGAUGAUGUUGUCAUAUCGAGUGGAGACUGAUAGUUGUUGUUAUCAGGUAGACGCCUUCCGAUCCCAGUGGAAGGUACUCCAUGGGAUUUUUUCUGACCCGGCCAACACGAAUUUCGUGAUUCGGGUGCUUCUGGAUGUCCAUGAUUACCGGAAUGGGGAUGUGUACGAAACGACUGAACUACCACCAGUGUACUGA